Xiphophorus maculatus (southern platyfish) is the source of this 486-nucleotide messenger RNA. It is a transcript of the gene syce3, whose product is annotated as synaptonemal complex central element protein 3. Gene Ontology annotation, biological process: spermatogenesis; reciprocal meiotic recombination; synaptonemal complex assembly. The record is from RefSeq and is a predicted model, not a curated record. The transcript has 3 exons. Bases 22 to 318 code for a protein of 98 amino acids. NCBI's taxonomy places the organism in Eukaryota, Metazoa, Chordata, Actinopteri, Cyprinodontiformes, Poeciliidae.
GCUCCGAGCCGGUUUUCGACGAUGGAGGAUUCGUCAUGUCCCAUGGUGCCUUCACGGAGCAGCACCGACAUGUAUGAACUGAAUAAGGAUUUGGAGAGAGUGAUUGAGGAUGUUGAGAACAUAUCAGUGCAGCUGACCUGGAUGGCUUAUGACAUGGUGACGCUGCGAACCGGUUUCGAGGGGGAAGCGUGUAUGCGGGAGCUGGAGGAGGCGCACAGCAGAUGCAGGGCGGCUGUCUUUGGGGAAGCUGAACCGCAGCCGCAGAUGGAAGCUGGUGCUGAGAAAGCUGACUCAUCACAAAGUCAAACUGUAGAUUAAGUCGUAUUAAAUUGUACUCUGAUUUAUUGCUUCCAUGUUAAAGUGCAGUUUUGUUUGCUUGCUUUAUGUUAAUAUUGAUAUCUAUGACUUAAUUUAUAUGAGUUUAUCAAGUUUUAAACUGUUCUAUUCUGUUUGUAUGAAUACUUUAAAUAAAGAAGCUAAUAUAUA